Monopterus albus (swamp eel) is the source of this 3492-nucleotide messenger RNA. It is a transcript of the gene rgs19, whose product is annotated as regulator of G protein signaling 19. The record is from RefSeq and is a predicted model, not a curated record. NCBI's taxonomy places the organism in Eukaryota, Metazoa, Chordata, Actinopteri, Synbranchiformes, Synbranchidae. The transcript has 6 exons. Bases 182 to 892 code for a protein of 236 amino acids.
CGGCAGAGGGCGAAAAAAAACACCACGAAUGUGUCUCCGAAAGCGCAACGGAUACCGCCCUCCGGAUCUUAUUAAUGCCAAGAUUGAAAGGUUCGAGGCAGAAGGGGGGAUGACAUGCAUGUGUCCGGCCUGCUAACAUCGUUGACAACUCGCACUCUGACUGACUUCCCGCCCUCACAAAAUGACGGACAUACUGUACACAGGUCCGAUACCGGCCGAGCGAGAGGGCGAGCUGGCCAUGGGGGGAGGUCGCAGCGAGACCUCAGCACUGAGCGGGACGGGAGGGGGCCAGGGCAUGACCACUACCCAGAAUUCCCAACGGCCUAAUGCCUGCUGCUUUUGCUGGUGCUGCUGUUGCAGCUGCUCUUGUCUCACUGUCAGGAAUGAAGAGGAGAGACGGAGGCGGAGGAGGAGAAAAAGAAUAUCACAGGACACCAAGAUGGAAACCAUACCCAUCUGUGAAGCUUGCACCAAACCCUCAGUAGAUGAGAUCCGGCUCUGGGCUCAGUCCUUUGACAAACUGAUGAGGAACCCGGCAGGUCGAAAUGUUUUUCGGGAAUUCCUGCGGACAGAGUACAGUGAGGAGAACAUGCUGUUCUGGCUGGCCUGCGAAGACCUCAAACAAGAAAACAACAAGAAUGCCAUCGAGGAGAAAGCACGCUCCAUCUAUGAGGAAUACAUUUCCAUACUGUCUCCAAAAGAGGUGAGUCUGGAUGCCCGGGUUCGAGAGGUGAUCAACAGGAAGAUGCAGGACCCAACACCGCACACAUUUGAAGAUGCCCAGCUGCAGAUCUACACACUGAUGCACAGGGACUCCUACCCGCGAUUCCUCUCCUCCAACAUCUACAAGUCGCUCAUUCACGGCGGGUCACGUACCUCCUCGGAAUCCUAGUCCCAAACCAGCUCCUCUCCUUCAGAUCCUGCAUUUACAGGAUUGAUGCCAAAUCAUUUCACUGCUUCUCUUGCACACUCCUUCCAGUCCAAAACUUUCCAAAAACUCCUCUGUUCAUUUCUUUUUUUUCAGAAUCUCAAAUUUCUCUAAUUACUGCCAAGACUUUCUUCUCUUUACUCCUCUUCAUGUCCUAAACUUUUAGUACCAUUACCAAGACCUCUCUCUUCCUUAUUCCAUCUAUUCUAUGUCUUGUCAUUAAAUCUUCUAUUUUCUUGUUUCCCCUAAUUCCAUUCCAUUCUCCUCUGCAGUGCAAUGCAGUAUUCUGAAAAAUUUUAGAGAAAGUUGUUGAAUUUAAUUAGACAUUUUUAGAAAGGUCUCUAAAACUGUAGUUAUACCAUCACAGGACAUUGCAAGGUUCUGUUCAUGAAAUUUUAAUUGAUAGUGGUUCAAAUUUUAAAGUAGUAUACAUUACAUAGUCACCGAUUUGUUUGUUUGUUUUUUUUUGUUUUUGCCUGUGCCAGUUUGUGAAUAGAGCCAAAUAUUUGAUAGUAACAGACAUGCACAUAAAUAACAUAAUCUUUAGAAAAAAGUGUAAGUGGCCCAGUUUAAAAAAAAAGGUAUAAUGAUAAAUUAGGUCCACUUGUGAACUUUUCUAGAAGUUUCAACCUCAACUCACAGUCUUCCUCAUCAAUUAGCAGUUGCACAGUUUGAACGUUCUGAGCAAGCUCCACUCACUGAGGAUUCACUGUGAACUGGCCUAAGACAUGAUGAUGUAAUGCACUGUUUACCGCGGUGCUUUGUGGGUGAAAGGUGGGGACAGCAUAAGGCACGCCAUCGCUACAAGCAGUGACAAGUAAUGUUAACGUUCAUUCGUAUGGAAAAAUCAUCCUCAAAAAGAUAUUAAAUAAUUUGUGCUAAUUAUUGCUUGCCAUUGUGUAUAAAGCACACGGCGAAUGUCAGAACUGUAUUUUUCAAGCUUCCAUGAGACAGCAAGAGGUGACCAAAAUGGAUUCAGUCAGAAAUAAGGCCAUUCAAACAUCAAACCAUUGUAAGAUCUUUUUGAUGAUAAUUUUUCCAUGCGAAUGAAUGUUAAUCUAACAUAAAGGUAACUUGUUCACUGCUUUUCACCCACAAUGCAUCAUGGUAAGCAUUGGAUUACUUCAUUAUGUUUUAGGACCAUUGCGGUCAAAAGCUUUGGGAAAACCCAGUUUUUAAAAACAAAAAAAGGAUAGCAAUUCACAGACAGGUGACAACUUAAAGGAAAUAACCUGAAUAAACAAGUAGCCUCUUCCAGGAUCUCAAUGAUCUCAAACCUCGUUUUUUGUGUUGUAACAUCUUUACUAACCAGCUUAUGCACAGUUAGCUACACUAUAAAUCUGUGGUAAUUAAUACUGCCCAGUAAUCUUUAUGAAUAUAUGUUUACUGGGUGUUCACUGGGCCCCAUAUAGGUCAGACUACUGUGUCCAAGGUCAAGAAGGGACUUUAACAAUUUUGAUCAGGGUCCCUUAAGUUUGGUUAUUUAUGAGAUGUAGAAUAUGUACCGAGUGGGACAUUUCACAAUUAAGAAAUAAACCUAUACUUAAGCCAUUUCAUUACUGGCUAUGCAGAUAUACAUAGAAGUUGGGCUCUAUUUAUAAACUCCCUGGUAUUAGUUUGAUUUUCAGCUUCCAUCCUGUCCUUAAGGUUCCUAAAGCUGAUGAAUGUAUGUUCCCACCUAUCCUUCUCUUCAUCCUGGUACCUAAUCUUCUCCUCUCUAAUCUCUCUUUUUGUUCUUCACGAUUCCUGAACAGAGAAGAAAGUGAUCUGAGAUGUUCAAGCAUUUCUUUGGGAUAUCAUCUGCUGUUAUAUAGAGAUGUACAUAUUAAUUUUGGAGAUUUCAACACAUUUCAAGAGGAAAAAUAUUCAUCAGUGCCAUGGAUUCCUAGUGGAUUUUUACCAGUAUACCCAUACCCAUGACCAUCCUACCACCUUUAAGAGCCAGGUAAAGGUGGAUGCCUCGAAUUCCACUCACCUCAUGGCCUUGUUUCAUCCUAUGGUUGCCUCUACUUUGACAGAGAGAUGAAAGGAAAAGAUGGAUACAGCCUCAUUCCCUCUCUUUCUCUUUUUCAUUUUCUCUCCUUCAGCUGGAAAACACAGGGUGCUCACUCCAUCCCCCAUGACAAACGGCAAAAUUGUUUCUUUUUUGUUUAUUUCUGCCGUCUUGUUCACUGGUUCGAUCAUUUCACUCCUAUGAUAAACAAAUGGACGAACGGAUGGAUGUCUCUUACUUCCGACUACUGAUUUAUAGAUCCAGUAGACCAGACGUUUAUUUUUUAAGAGAAAACUCUGUAUGGAACAUUUUAAUAAUGUUGAUUUUUUUGUUUUGUUUUUGUUGUUUUUUUUUCUCCCCUUCUUGAAUUAUUUGCAGGGGGAAUAGGAUUUCCUCUGAGACUGUACUGAUCCCCAUCCGACGCCACAGACACUGCAAUAAAACAACAAAAAACACACAUACUGUACAGUACAUAUACAUGAACACAUUUAUAAAAUUUGUCUUACUAUACCUUAAGCAAACCUGUCAAUAAAAACUCUUCCAGUCGGACCAUUAGUCAGGUCCACUAAAA